Molecule: messenger RNA, 555 nt
Organism: Hirsutella rhossiliensis
Lineage: Eukaryota; Fungi; Ascomycota; Sordariomycetes; Hypocreales; Ophiocordycipitaceae
Product: perilipin-like protein, Mpl1
Exons: 2
Coding region: 1-555 (184 amino acids)
Source: RefSeq, a predicted model, not a curated record
AUGGCUAUCCCUCAGGUCAACGGCGACACCUCGAGCCUGGCUCACAACUCGGCCUUUAUCCAGCAUCUGCUCAACUACCCCCUCAUCAGCGACGGCAUCCACACCUUCAAGUCCAACGAGUAUGGCCAGCGCUCCAUCAAGCUCGGCGACUCGGCCUACCAGACCUUUGCCCGCCCCGUCAUCCCCUGGUUCGCCAAGCCCUACCAGUACAUCUCGCCCUACGUCCAAAAGGCAGACUCCAUCGGCGACAAGACGCUCGACCGCUUCGACGAGCACUUCCCCGUCGUCCGGAAGCCCACCAGCGAGCUCUACAGGGACACGCGUAGCCUGAUCCUCCUGCCCCUCAACAAGGGUCUCGAGGGCCGCGACCACGUCUUCAAGGUCUACGCCGCAGAGGUCAAGAAGACGGAGCAGCAGGGCAUCGUCGCCCAGGGCAAGGCCGCCGUCUCCACCGCCAUCGUCGUCAGCAACGAGACCCUGUGCUGGCUCGGCAGCCUGCUCUCCGCCAAGAAGGCCGAGGCCACAAAGGCCGUCAACGACAAGGUCCAGCAGUAG